AUGGCCAGGGCAGCCGACGAAGGAGAGGAACCUCGCGAACGCCAGCAGACACAACCGCUGCAGGCACGGGAGGAGACCCCCGAGAAGUCGGCAGCUCGGGCGUUUGCUCAGCAGGUCUUUGCUGAGCUUGACCUGGUCUUGAAAAACCUUUGUGAGAGCAAGCGUUCUAAUGACCCCAUUGAGAGAGGGAGUGAAGCCAAUUUAAUCUCUUCAAGCAGCACAGGCACUAUUUCAGCGCAUCAAGUCCCCAUGUCUGCUGCUGGAAGCAAAAGAUCUUCUUUUUCUCUCGAGCAAUCAGGGAUAUACAUUUCUUGUGGUGACAACCACGGCAUUGAGCCACAAAACCGAGAGCAGUACUUGAGUCAUCUGCAGCAGAAAGAAGUUACAGUACAGCAUUUGAAAACAAAGCUGAAGGAGUCUGAGAGCAAACUUCAAGAAAGGGAAACAGAAAUAGAAGAGCUCAAGGCUCAGCUGGCACAGAUGAAGGAAGACUGGGUUGAGGAAGAGUGUAAGCAUGUGGAGCUGGAGCUGCACUUCUGGGAAGCGAGAAGGGAAAGGCACAAACUCCAGCAGGCUGUUGAAAGCAUGAGAAACAGCUUGGCUGAGAAAGAGAAAAAAUUUCAGAAAUACUUCAUAGACAUAAGCAUUGAAAACAGGAAACUGGAAGCUUUGCUGCAGGGCAUGGGGAUGGCUCAGAAGAGCUCUGUGAGAGAUGAGCAGUGCCUGGAGUCCACGUGGGACUCAGAGGGGAAGCCGUUAGCGUUGUGUGCCACGAUGCCAGGCAGCCUCACCACGGAGGACCAAGCUCUGGAGGAGGUGGCAGGCAGUGGGCUGCUUCUUAAUGAGGACACCGCUAACGGGACUGACUCAUUUGAAGAGUAUUUGACCGCCACAACUUCUGGGUCGAGCGAUCCAGCUCCCUCCAGUUCCUCUGAGUGUCAAGAGAUGCUUGAAAAUGUUCUGGAUGAAAAAUCAACUUCUUCUCAGGAGGAGGAGAAAAUCAGCAAGGUGAUGGUGGAACAGGCCAUCCCAACUGACCUGGUGCCAUAAAGCCUAGAUGUGGAGUAGCUCAUUCAGAACAUCUUCAGAGCUCGAGAUGCCUGCCCUCUAAUCCCACCUGCUUCACUGAAGGAAUUGGGUGAAAUUUCUCUCGGAAGCGUCCGUGAUUCUGCUACACUAGUGGACUUAACUCGGAGUGAUCCAAACUCUGCCGUCCUCUUGUCUCCUAGGGAGUCUCCAUGCAGGAAGGUGGAGCACAGAGUUAAUAAAAACUGUUUUGUGAAAGAACUUGAUUUUGCAGAACCUCAUCAUGCUGAAGCUUUUGGCUAUGUCAAUACCCUCUCUCGGACAGCUUGAGUAUUUCACUAGUCUUGUGCGUAUACAGGGACUGUAACCGAAAAUGUACAUUGUUGGGAGCCUUGAAACAUCUUACAAUGAUAAGUACAGACGUGGAUACGCUCUGAAUAUUAAGACCUGCCUCAUCCUUGUGAUGCCAGGUUCUUAAUUACUUGGGCUGGCCACAAAGAUCCAGGACGGUUCCUUAAGCAUUGUAUUAAGGAAGGGAAGGGAAAUCUAACAGACAAGUUGUCUCUGUCUCUCUCUCUUUCUCUCUUCUCCUUUCUUUAAUGAAUUGGAACUAGCUCCAA
Molecule: messenger RNA, 1646 nt
Organism: Tyto alba (common barn owl)
Lineage: Eukaryota; Metazoa; Chordata; Aves; Strigiformes; Tytonidae
Product: syntabulin-like
Exons: 5
Biological process (GO): axonal transport of mitochondrion; synapse maturation
Cellular component (GO): vesicle; cytoplasmic microtubule
Source: RefSeq, a predicted model, not a curated record